AUGGAGGUGGUCCGUGCACGGCUUUUUUCCCAUACAAAGUGGGCCACCCUCCGGGUCCAGUUACGCAAUUUAAGGGACUUAGUCAAAAUUCGCCCAUUUUCACGUGACCUGGUCCGCACCACCCCCAUCACCCUCCUUCUCACCCCUCCCUCGCCGUCGCCCGCUCGUUCGACGACCGGCAUGUCCUCGCCUCUGCGGCCUGGCGUUCGAGUCUGGGCCGGAGAGCCUCCCAGCCGACGGGGGGGCCGGGAAAUGCGCAUCCCCGGGCGGGUCGCCAACUGGCGAGUCCGGCCAUCUCGACGGAAAGGGUAUGACGAAAAUCCGAAGACCACCAACGUCCGCGCAUGGCAAACCCCUUCGCCGCGUCCAGGGAUAUCGAUGCGUCCGGUCGUGCUCAGUCUACGGCCACAGGACAUGCGUCCCCUUGGGCGUCCCCCGGCCGCAGUAGGGACCCAGCGACUGCCAACUGGCGAGUUCGACUGCCCGUCACCACCGCGCCGCCUCCGGGGCUUAGGGGUUGCCCAGCGGCCGAGGGUUGGCCGUGAUCCCUUAGGGCUCGCCGCACACCCCCUAAUCGCGCACCCCGAGGCCUCACGCGGCCCUGACGGUCUCCGUCUGAUGCCCGUCCCCUCUCCGCCGCCCCGCCGCCCACCCACCCACCCCACGCCACCCGCGCCGUCAACUGGCCGGCUUCCUGGCCACCUCUCCCUCACCCACCCCCGCAGGGCAGGCAGGGAUCGGCGUCCCCGGGGGCUCCAGCACCGCUACGACUGGUUGGGUGGGCCACCGGCCGACGUGCGCCUGGGCAUACGAUGGGGGACACCGGGAGGGAACGCCAGCCCCGAGUCGCCGUGA
Messenger RNA from Penicillium diatomitis, 855 nucleotides. RefSeq lists its product as uncharacterized. The coding region runs from base 1 to 855 and encodes 284 amino acids. The record is from RefSeq and is a predicted model, not a curated record. NCBI's taxonomy places the organism in Eukaryota, Fungi, Ascomycota, Eurotiomycetes, Eurotiales, Aspergillaceae. The transcript has 3 exons.